Cavia porcellus (domestic guinea pig) is the source of this 3180-nucleotide messenger RNA. Its product is annotated as golgin subfamily A member 2-like. Gene Ontology annotation, cellular component: Golgi cis cisterna; cis-Golgi network; Golgi apparatus. Gene Ontology annotation, biological process: Golgi organization; spindle assembly. The coding region runs from base 616 to 1719 and encodes 367 amino acids. The record is from RefSeq and is a predicted model, not a curated record. The transcript is spliced from 10 exons. NCBI's taxonomy places the organism in Eukaryota, Metazoa, Chordata, Mammalia, Rodentia, Caviidae.
GAAACCAGGAGGCUCAGAGGGAUCCAAGGGGCAGAGACACAAAAAGAGAGGCUGAGACACAGGACCCUGGUGUGCUGGACACCCAGAUUGAUGGAAGUCACCCAGAGAAACAGAGGAUAUGCGAUUGGACCUGAGGACUGGCGGAAAUAGCCAAAGAAACAAGAAGGGACCUAUGAGACACGAAGGGACCUGAGAGACUUAGAGGAAGCCAAAGAUAAAGGAAUGGAACCCAUGCCCUGUGGAAAGGACCGAAGAGGCGCGGGAAAACCCGAGGAUGAACGAAUGGUUCCGAAGCCUGGCGGAAAGGACCGAGGAAACAAACGGAAGCUCAGCUUGACAGUUGGUUGACCAACGAGCGGCGGGGAACCUGAGGCCGUGGGUCUUGACCCAAACAUUGAGCUGGGACUAUGGAGGAGGAGCAGACCUGGAGCCCAGGAGGUCUCUCUGGGAACCUCGGACAGGCCAGUGCCCCGAGAGGGGUGGAGGAGUUAAGAGAAUUUGAAAAAUACAAGAAGUGUGAUUGCCUUCCAGUGGAUAAAAGAGUGCAUGAGGUAAAGGAGGAGCGGGACAGGAGGGCUGAUAAGCCUCCUGUCCAGCUGAGUGAACUGGAGAAACAUGUGGCCCCAAGCAGGGCCAUGUCUGAAACAUCAGCAGCUCCUGUGGGAGGUGCAGAAGGUGAAGAAGGAGCUGGAGGGCGCCUUGGGGCAGCUAAAGGAAGAAAACCUGGCUCUGCAGAACAAAAUGAGGCAGCAGGAGGAUCACCUUCUGCAGACUGACACCAGGGCAGAGCUGUGGUCAGCCCAGGCGGAAGAGCACAAGAACAUCGUGCACAACAUGGAGGAGCAGCAGAAGAUGAUUGAUGCCUUAGGGCUUCAGAACUGCCUGAUAAAGGAGCAGCUGGCCCAGAUGCAGGACAGCUUCCAGAGGCUGAGAGAAGAAAACACCAAUAUAGUGACCACCCUGAGCUCAGAGCAGCUCAGACACAAUGAGCUGACUUGGAAACUCGGCCAGCUGCAGGAGGAGAUCUCCCAGCUCAAGGCAGUGGUGGCGCUGAAGAGCCAGGAGGCCCAGGUGCUGCAGCAGCAGAGAGACCAGCUGCUGGGCAUCCUAUGCCAGAGAGCUGAGGCCUGUUUACACCUGGCCUCUGAAAAACACGCUCUGCAACAUCAGCUUCUGCAGUCAUUUAAACAAGUGAUGAAGGUACAUCUGAAAGACCUGGAAGACCACAAGGCCCUGGUUAGCUUUUACGAAGACCUGAAGACCACCCAGGAGGUCCUGUCAGCUUCCAAGCAGCAGACAUCCUCGCCUGAAGUUGUGGCACUGCCCGGGGAAGGGGAGGUGGAGAAAAGAAAAAUUGAGAGUCCUCAGCCCAACAGCACCAGUCCUGAAGAAGUGAGAGGCUCAAAGGCUGCGGUGUCACAGAAGAAGGCAGUGAUUAAGGAGCAAGUGGAGGACCUUGGAUGUCAACUCAUGCUGCUCUCUGAGCACAUGAGGAAUUGUGAGGAGGAAGAUGAACAAGUGGAGGAGGAGCAGCAGGAGGAAGAAAAGGAGGAGGAGGAGCAGGAGGAGGAGGAUGAAAGAGUGGAAGAGGAGGACAAACGAGGAGAGGAGGAGGAGCAGAAGACGCAGGAGAAGGAGAAGGAUGAGGAUGAACAAGUGGAGGAGGUGGAGAAACGAAUGGAGAAUGAUGAGAAGGAGCAGGAAAAGCAGGAUGAUUAAGGCCAGUGUUGAGGUUAUGAUUAGGAUAGUGUUUAGGAUUUGAGUGAGGUCUAGGGUAAAGAUUAUGAAUAAGGUUAGUUCUAGCCUUGGGAUUAGGGCUAGGAUUUGUUUCUGGAUUUAGGUUUAGGGCUGUCUCAGUUUAACAUUAGGAUCAGGGGUAGGACUAGGGCUAGACCCAGGGCUAAGGUUAUUUUUAUGAUUAUUGUUUUAGUUAGGAUUAGAUCUAAAGCUGUGCUUAUGCUUCAUUUAAGUUUAGGUUCAGUGUUACAUUUACAGUUAUAGAUAGUUUUAGAUACUGGGUUAGGAAUAGAGUUACAGUUGGAAUUAGAGGUACAGCUAGUGCUACGGUGAGGUUUAGGGUUAGGCUUUGUAUAAAAUUUGGAGUCAUGGGUAUUUGCUAAGUUUUGGUUAGGAUGUGUUUUGGCCUAGAGUUAUGUCUAAUGGUAUAAGCAGGCUUAGGGUUGGGCUGAAAUUACAGAUGUAUGCUUGUGUUAGGCUUAUGUCUAAGUUAGGUGCAUGGCUAAGGCUAGGAUAAGGUUAGGGUUAUUGUGCACUAUAUAUUUGAGUAGGUUUAGGGUUAGGGCUGGUGGUAGGUUAGUUCUAGCACUAGGGUUAGAUUUAGUGUUAGAGGCAAUGUUAGACUCAGGACUAAAGUUCAGUUUAAGCUAGGGUUUGUGUUUCUGUUUGAGUCAGGUUUAGGUCAUGUGUUGUAUAUUGUUAUGGAUUAAGAACUGGUGGUCAACUUAAUUCCAGCUGGAUUACAUCAGCAUGGCACUGAGUGAAAAUGAUCCACCUGAGCAAAGUCACCAGGAUAAACUGGUGGAGAAGAAUGGAGGUGUUGAGACUUUGGGGUGUUAAUGCAUUGUUGCAUUGAGGCAUUGUGAGUUGUCCUAUGAGUUGCUGUUUGAGCUGUUAGAUUCUCCUGGAGAAGCUUUGUUCCACACAUCGAGCACUGCUUCCUGGCUCCAAAGAGGAAGACAUGUGCUGCUUGGUCUCCAGGAUGAGCUGGUUAUGCUGGCUUCCUGGCAUGUGCCUGACUAUGCUUGUCUUUGGAAGAGCUCGGGGCCUCCAUGUCACUGAGUAUGGCUGUGGUGUCUUUCAGUACAGCCCUGGUCUUUGUUGUGAGUGUGACUUCACGGCUCCAGUGUAGAACCCUCAUCCCACCAGCAUACCUCCUUCAUCCUGCUGGCAUAGACUUUUUGGCUUCCACCACUGACAUUUGGGCCUUCCCAGCAUGGAUCCGUAAAAGAGACUCAUGGGAGUCCUUCUUGUGGGCUCUGGACCUCUAGUUGGACUCAUGGGAGGCAUUGUGAUGAGCUUUGGGUUUUUAUCUGGACUCAUGUGGGUCAUUGCUGUGGGAUUUAGGCUCUUGACUAAAUCUAUGUCUUUGGUGUUGCGGAUAGAUUUCCUGCAUUUUCUUGUGUUAACUCCCAGUGACCAUUAUAAAAAUAAUAUUACAAA